Arabidopsis thaliana (thale cress) is the source of this 2109-nucleotide messenger RNA. RefSeq names its product SWAP (Suppressor-of-White-APricot)/surp domain-containing protein. Lineage: Eukaryota; Viridiplantae; Streptophyta; Magnoliopsida; Brassicales; Brassicaceae. The record is from RefSeq and is marked reviewed. Gene Ontology annotation, molecular function: RNA binding. Gene Ontology annotation, cellular component: nucleus. Gene Ontology annotation, biological process: mRNA processing; mRNA cis splicing, via spliceosome; RNA processing. The transcript has 2 exons. Bases 1 to 2040 code for a protein of 679 amino acids.
AUGUACACUUCGAUGCACAAGGAUUUGCGAUCGAGGCAAAACAAUUCAAAUCAAGUUGGGGCGGAUUCAGAAAGCACGCGUCUUGUUAAUAUAAGGAACUUGGCCAAAAUUGUGAAUGAUUCAAGAUUCAGGAGCUUAAGUCCUGACACUCCAGCUACUCAUGAUGCACAAGACUAUCUUUGGCCUCCAUCCUUGGAUAUGCCUCUGCUGGCUCCACCUGUCAACUUCUCACACCUUCCUCUAGGGAUCACUUUCACGCGAAAGGAGCUUGAGCUUAUCAAGCUCACAGCGCAGUUUGUGGCUGUUUAUGGGAAGUAUUUUCAGAGGGAACUGACGACGAGAGUUGUUGAGAGUCCUCUGUUUGAGUUUUUGAAACCAACUGACAGUAGGAACAGUUUUUACACGCGGAUUAUUCUCGGGUAUCAGGGUGUGUUAAUGCCUUCCCAAAAGCUGAAGACGAAGAGUGAAGUUUUUGAUGGUUUCUCCAAGCUUAUUGCUCAAGUGCCUGUAAAGGAUGAGGAUGACGUGGAGAUGGCUAUGACUGAUUUGCAUGCUUAUGAAUACUUUGCUAACAUGUCCAUUAAUGAUUUACGAGCUCCGGCUCCUGUCAAGUUUGCAUUCCUUACUAGAGGGGUAACGUUCACGCGCAAUGAGCUUGAUACUAUUAAGCUCACAGCACAGUUUGUGGCAGUUUAUGGGACCCUUUUUCGGACAGAAUUGAUGAAGAGAGUGUUUAUAAGCCCUAAAUUUGACUUUUUUAAGUCAACUGAUAGCAAGUGCUCUUUUUACUUGCGGCUUGUUGAUGGGUAUUCGAGAGUGUUAAGGCGUUCCAGAAAGAAUGGUGCUGGUUUGGGGGAAGUUGUUGUUGGUUUUCUCAAGCUUCUUGAUCAAGUUGUUGAAAAGAAAGAUGCAGUGGAGAUGGCUUUGACUGAUUUGCAUGCUUUAGAGUUUUUUGCUAACGUGGACGGUGGCGUGUUGCAACCACGACCUGAACAAUACCAUCCAAUGAUGCCAACAGUACCACCGCUAAUUAUGCCUCAACUGGGAUCUCAGUUUACUCAACUUCAAGUUCCUCAACCUUCAUGUUCUCCUCCAGUGAGGAUGAUGUCACCUCCUAGGCCACAGAAUGAUUUGCAAUCGGGUCAAAGCAAUUCAAAUAAAGCUCCUGCGAGUGUGGCACCUAUUGAGCCACCUCCAGAAAUCAGAAGUUGUGUCGAGAACACUGCACUUAUUGUUUCCAAAAAUGGGUUGGAGAUUGAAAGAAAGAUGAUGGAACUUAGUAUGAAUGAUGCAAGACACAGAUUUGUGUGGAGCACUGACCCUUAUCACGCAUUUUAUCAGCUCAAGCUUGCAGAAUACCGUGCUCAGAAUCAAGAUAGAGCUCACGAUAUCCAACCUAAUGUUCUGAGAUCUUUCGGUUUUGGAUUUGAAUUCCCUGAAAAGGAGAUCACACUCAAGGAGCUUGGUAUUAUUAAGCUCACAGCACAGUUUAUGGCGCGGUACGGGAUGAAUUUUGUGCAGGGUUUGAGGAAGAGAGUGGUUGGGAACCCUCAGUUUAAGUUUUUGGAGUCAACUAAUAAUAGCAGGUUCAGUUUUUACAAUGGGCUUGUUAUUGCGUAUUCAAGGGUUUUAAUGCCUUCCAAAAUGCUGAGCAAGAGUGAUGAUUGUACGGCGACCGUUGUUGAUGGUUUUCUCAGUUGUCUUCAAUUGGAAAAGCGAGAGGAGGGAGUGGAUAUUGAUAUGAUUGAUUUGCUUGACUGUUUUGCUCGUUUGGAGGAUGCAGACUAUUCUGCUAACGUCCCACAACCUCAACACCUUUCAACACAAAUGCAACCACCACAUACGCCUGAAACGUCUCCUCCACUACCACUGCCUCUAAAAAACGAGUCAUCACCUGUUCUUGCUGAUCAACAUCCGGAUUCCUCUACCAUCGAUGAUGAAUGGCAAGUCAUUGACUUCACAGGGCAGUCGUUACCGGACAACGUGGCAAGUUUGAAGGAUAAAACAGCUGGGGGGAUCCAAAUUCCAGCAAACAAAUAGAAGAGAAACAGAAGGUGCAUGGUGGGAGAAUGCAGGGAAAUGGUUUUCAAACUUCUCUUUAAUACUAAU